ACUCGGACUUGGAUUCGUCAUUCUUCGGCGAACAGAAUCGGUGGAACGAUUGGACACACGGCUUUGAUGCUUAACUUGUGAUAAAAUAUGCUGCUGGGCCUUUACGUGUCCAAUUUGCGAGUUCGAGUCCCAACUACCACUGGGAGGGUGCUGGCGUCUUGCCAUAAUGUCCGACCACUCGCACUUUCGCCACAGACUCGAGACAUACUCUUCAGGAGACGGAUACAUCCCCUUUCUAUUCAAAACUCGCGAUGCUAUGCAACUGAGACGCCUCCCAAGAAGCCUGCUGGGCUUACGAGGUUCCUGCCAUCCGCGCUUCAACCUGCACCAGGAAGUAGCUCCUCGUUCCGGAAGAUAAUUGCACUGGCUAAGCCGGAGAAAAAGCAAUUGCUGCUUGCAAUGGGCCUGCUGCUGGUGUCCUCUUCAGUCGCGAUGAGCGUUCCGUUUACGAUCGGAAAAUUGAUAGAUUUUUUCUCUUCUUCAGACCCAAUAAUACCUUUUGGAUUAUCAAUUGGGCAAGCAUCGGCGGCUCUCCUACUGUUGUUUACGACGGGAGCAGCGUGCAAUGCCGCGAGGUCAUUCCUCAUGCGGAUGUCAGGGCAACGAAUUGUUGCGCGGCUGAGGGAGCGGUCGUAUGCUGCAGCACUGAGACAAGAAGUCGAAUUUGUGGAAAGGGGAGAAGGUGAUGUUUUGAGCAGAUUGACCGCGGAUUCGAGCAUCGUCGGGGAAAGUGUCACGCAGAAUCUCUCGGAUGGACUGCGAGCUAUUGUGAUGUCAUCUGUUGGCCUCGGUGCCAUGUUCUACUUGUCCCCCACGCUGACUGUGAUGAUGUUGGGAAUUGUUCCUCCAGUCUCUCUUGGUGCUGUGUUCUACGGCCGCUACCUGAAAAAGUUGUCGAACCAGACGCAAGAAGCGAUGGGUGAGUUGACCAAGGUCGCACAAGAGUCGCUCUCGGCUCUGCGGACAGUGCAAGCAUUCAAUGCGCGCGACCAAGAGGAGGCUAAGUUCCACGACCGAGUGACACACGUCCUUACGCUAGCUCGGAAGGAAGCGGUCGCAUCAGGAAUCUUCUUUGGAAGUACUGGUUGGAGCGGAAAUGUGACUAUCCUUGGGCUGCUUGGAUACGGGGGAACACUGGUCUCGCAGGGUGCGAUCACCGUCGGAGACCUGACGAGUCUCCUGUUAUAUACCGUAUAUGUUGGCUCGGGUCUGCAAAUGCUGACCUCAUUUUUCUCGUCCAUCAUGCGCGGGAUCGGUGCAGGCACGCGCAUAUUCGAGCUGCUCGACCGCACGCCAGCGAUUCCGCCACAUGGGGGCAUCGAGGUUGCUCCGUCGCGCUACGGCACGGUGAGAUUCGAGAACAUCGGGUUCGAGUAUCCUAGUAGGAAGGGUGCACGUAUCCUCGAUGACUUCAACCUCGAGAUUGGCAUCGGAGAGAGCGUGGCGAUCGUGGGGAAGAGCGGUGGGGGCAAGUCGUCCAUACAAUCAUUGCUUCUCAGGUACUACGAUCCUGUUCGGGGGAAAGUAACCUUUGAUGGCCAGGAUAUCCGUGAAUUCAACCCUUCGUCAUGGCGCAGUAUUAUUGGUAUCGUUCCCCAGGACCCCGUUCUCUUCACAGGGACCAUUGCAUCGAACAUUGCCUUCGGAAACAAGGACGCUACGCGUGAAGAAAUCGAAGCUGCUGCGCGCGAGGCAAACUGCGAGUUCAUCUUGGGCAUGCCGAAGGGAUUCGACACCGAGAUUGGCCGUCUGAGCUUGAGCGGAGGACAAAGGCAACGCCUGGCGAUUGCCCGUGCGCUGCUGAAAAAGCCCGUAAUUUUGGCGCUCGAUGAAGCAACCAGUUCGCUCGAUGCAGCCUCAGAACAUAGGGUCAACGACGCUAUCGACAAGAUCCUGCGAGCAAGACGCACAACGUGUCUGAUUGUCGCACACCGUUUAUCCACCAUCGCGCGCGCGGAGCGAAUUGUCGUGCUUGAAGAUGGCCGGAUAACAGAGUCGGGAACGUAUAGACAGCUUGUGAAUACGAAGGACUCGAGGUUCCGGUCGCUGAUGGCUGCACAGCUGAAUGCGGCUGCUGGAGAUGCACCCCUACCAUCCCCACCGUCUGCGAAUUUGGAUUCUGUGCCAUCUGCAUCUUUGGGAUCUGCACUACCCCCUCCUUAGAUCAAUUUUAUUUUAUGUAAACGGGUAUUUAUUAGAUUUUGCAUGAAUCGCAACCAGUUCACUUAUAAAAAAUGCACGACACUUCAUUUAGUGCGCUGCUUGGGUAUCGGCGUGAAGAGCGUGAACGUUGCCAUUUUCUGAUGUAGAUUUUUCAGCCCGUGGGCCAUUAAUCCCAGUGGGGCGUAGGGUAGGGCCACCCUGCGCGAGGCGGAGAAUAAGAAUGCUGAAAGCUUAGGUACGAUGGGAUUCAUACAUGAUAAAGUCCAGGACAACCUUAUACAUGUCUGUCGGGCAACAUUAAGUAUGUUCCUUGCUGGU
Molecule: messenger RNA, 2481 nt
Organism: Suillus paluster
Lineage: Eukaryota; Fungi; Basidiomycota; Agaricomycetes; Boletales; Suillaceae
Product: P-loop containing nucleoside triphosphate hydrolase protein
Exons: 17
Coding region: 88-2163 (691 amino acids)
Biological process (GO): transmembrane transport
Cellular component (GO): membrane
Molecular function (GO): ATP binding; ABC-type oligopeptide transporter activity; ATP hydrolysis activity
Source: RefSeq, a predicted model, not a curated record